This is a messenger RNA of Glycine soja, 761 nucleotides long. RefSeq lists its product as uncharacterized. The coding region runs from base 83 to 493 and encodes 136 amino acids. Gene Ontology annotation, cellular component: photosystem I. The record is from RefSeq and is a predicted model, not a curated record. Lineage: Eukaryota; Viridiplantae; Streptophyta; Magnoliopsida; Fabales; Fabaceae. The transcript has 3 exons. Gene Ontology annotation, biological process: photosynthesis.
ACAUGUCUUGUUCUGCUUCAUCUCGUUAUCCAUUCGGGAUAACUCUUGGUUGUUGCUAAACGAGACAGAUGAAAAAUAUCCGAUGAGUAGUUCAAUAGGGCAAAGCAUAUUGAUGGCACUAACUGUUACAGUAAACAAGUAUGCUUCAUCUAAUCUGCAAGCUGUUCCCAGAACACAAGGAAAAGUAGCAACCAAAAAAACCACACCAACCUUAAGCACCAAUGUGGAAAUGGGAAGAAGAGGACUUGUCUUAUCCACUGUAAUCGCCACCACGCAAGUACCUGAACCUGACUCUAGGACUCAGCUUCUUAAAAAAUAUCAGAAGAAAUCAGAGGAAAACAAGGAGAAAAAUGACAAAGAGAGGCUGGAGAGUUAUUACAAGCGUAACUACAAGGAUUACUUUGAAUUGAUGGAAGGGACAUUGAAGGCAAAGGAUGGGAAGCUUUCUGAUACAGAAAAGGGUAUCCUUGAUUGGCUUCAAAAAAACAAGUGAAAGGUUUUCUUAAUUGUUUUACUUUCCAGUCGGUGGUGCUCAGAUGACAUUGAAUUUGCUUCUGUACACUGUUGCUUUACCUAUGGAACUGUACAUUAGAGAUGUACAUAGGUACCUUGUAGAUUGUGAUUCCUGUGUCCUUGAAAUCCUCCGAGUACAACUAUUUCAAGUGAUCGAGUUAAUGAAUUUAAUUUGACAUUGGUAUUGGUUGGCAUCACAUUCUUCAAUAGUAUAUUGUACCACAAUAACUAUAUUUCUCUUCUUCACA